CCCGUGGCCGAUCGAUACGGUCAUUUCUAUAAAUUCCACUUCCAGUUGAUCAUCUCUCUCUCUCUAUAUCUUCCAGUUAAUCCGAUUCCGGCGAAGAGGCGGCGACCAGUCCAGGAGGAAGGUAUUAAUUUAUAAAUAUCACAAUGGCUCCAGCAGCUUCCGUAGCAUCUUCAGACUCGAUCAAGCCGAGAGAUGUUUGCAUUGUUGGUGUUGCAAGGACGCCUAUGGGUGGCUUCCUCGGUUCCCUAUCAUCCUUAUCAGCCACCAAGCUUGGGUCUGUUGCUAUUCAAAGUGCUUUGGAAAGGGCUAAUGUUGACCCAUCACUUGUGCAAGAAGUUUUCUUUGGGAAUGUCCUCAGUGCAAAUCUGGGACAAGCUCCCGCCAGGCAAGCAGCAUUAGGAGCAAAAAUUCCUAACACAGUGGUCUGUACUACCAUUAACAAAGUCUGUGCAUCUGGCAUGAAAGCAACUAUGCUUGCAGCACAAAGUAUUCAGUUGGGCAUAAAUGAUGUUGUUGUGUCUGGUGGCAUGGAAAGCAUGUCUAACUGUCCAAAAUACUUGGCAGACGCUAGGAAAGGAUCUCGGUUUGGGCAUGAUACCCUAGUUGAUGGAAUGAUGAAGGAUGGAUUGUGGGAUGUUUAUAAUGAUUAUGGUAUGGGAGUUUGUGCGGAACUAUGUGCUGAUAAUCAUGGAAUAUCAAGAGAAGAUCAGGAUAAUUAUGCUAUUCAGAGCUUUGAGCGGGGUAUUGCUGCGCAAGAGAGUGGUGCUUUUGCAUGGGAGAUUACUCCUGUGGAAGUUUCAGGAGGUAGAGGAAGGCCAUCAACCAUUAUUGACAAAGAUGAAGGCCUCGGAAAGUUUGAUGCAGCAAAGUUGAAAAAGCUGAGACCGAGUUUUAAAGAGAAUGGAGGUUCUGUCACUGCUGGAAAUGCUUCUAGCAUAAGUGAUGGCGCUGCUGCUUUAGUUCUAGUAAGCGGAGAGAAAGCCCUCCAUCUCGGGCUACAUGUUAUUGCCAAGAUCACAGGCUAUGCUGACGCAGCUCAGGCACCAGAAUUGUUCACCACUGCUCCAGCCCUUGCAAUACCAAAAGCCAUUUCAAACGCUGGCAUAGAGGCAUCUGAAGUUGAUAUCUAUGAAAUCAAUGAAGCAUUUGCAGUUGUAUCUCUCUCAAAUAUGAAGCUUCUUGGACUUGAUCCCGCAAAAGUGAAUGUACAUGGUGGAGCUGUUUCUUUGGGUCAUCCCUUAGGUUGCAGUGGAGCCCGUAUCUUGGUCACCCUUUUAGGGGCGCUGAAACAGAAAAAUGGUAAAUAUGGAGUUGGGGGUGUCUGCAAUGGAGGAGGAGGUGCAUCAGCACUUGUUCUAGAGCUUGUGUAAAUUGUUUUGGUGGCCACAAAUUUAUGAGUGUUGAGAAGUGUUUCCAAUAUUUAUGUAUUUUGUUAUAAAUUGCUGUGGACUGAUGCUUAAGGGGUUAUUUCCCAUUUAGUGAAAAUUAUUAUCUGUA
Impatiens glandulifera is the source of this 1497-nucleotide messenger RNA. RefSeq names its product acetyl-CoA acetyltransferase, cytosolic 1-like. NCBI's taxonomy places the organism in Eukaryota, Viridiplantae, Streptophyta, Magnoliopsida, Ericales, Balsaminaceae. Gene Ontology annotation, molecular function: acetyl-CoA C-acetyltransferase activity. The record is from RefSeq and is a predicted model, not a curated record. The transcript has 15 exons. Bases 144 to 1370 code for a protein of 408 amino acids. Gene Ontology annotation, biological process: fatty acid beta-oxidation.